Molecule: messenger RNA, 796 nt
Organism: Rhipicephalus sanguineus (brown dog tick)
Lineage: Eukaryota; Metazoa; Arthropoda; Arachnida; Ixodida; Ixodidae
Product: transformation/transcription domain-associated protein-like
Exons: 3
Coding region: 23-793 (256 amino acids)
Source: RefSeq, a predicted model, not a curated record
CAAGGCAAUCCGGUCACUGCUGAUGUUGCUGGGGGACUUCAGGCAGCUGUCGCUGAGCGUGAUCCAGCGCCUGAGCUACCUCACCCAGCUGUUUCCUCACACAUUCAACGAGAAGCUCUGCGAUCAGCUACUGCAGCACCUGGGCUGCUGGCUUGAGGUGGCUGUGCGCACCCCACACCGUGGUCCCAACGCCACCGAAGUUCGCCAGUGCGCUGCCAUCAUUGCCAUCUUCCAUCAGAUUCCCGCAGCAGGUCCGGCAUUUGUCAAGCCGCUCGUCACACUUGUCCUGCGUCACGAGCAGCAACUCAUGGUGGAGGCUAGCAGUCCCUUCCAGGCACCACUGCGAAAAUUCUUGGAGAGGCACCCGGCCACUGCCCUGGAGCUUUUGCUUGCAGAGCCACAAGUGCAGGAUGAGCAGCUGAACCGCUUCCUCGAACACCUGCUGCGGGAUGGUGCAACAUUCCGGGCAGCACUGCAGCGGAACACCGGCUGCAUCGAUCGGCUUGCUCAGCUGCUCGACGAAGGGGGUCCCGAGCUGCAACGGCUUGCCGUGCGCAUCGUGUCCGCAGUGGCACGCCGUGAGCCUCAGUUCUUGGCUGAACGGCCUGCUCUGGUGGCACGGCUACGGGCAGUUUGGGUCUCGGACAGCUUCCAGACUGCCGGCGCAGCCGGCCUGGCCCAGUGGCGUGAGCCCAAGCUGCUUUGUCGCUGCCUGCUGGGUGUGGUCCAACAGCGACCACAUGAGAUUGAGCUCCUAUUUCAAGUGAGCAGACGUUUGCUGAUGGUUCCUUGAUGG